This is a messenger RNA of Silurus meridionalis, 6887 nucleotides long. Its product is annotated as sickle tail protein. NCBI's taxonomy places the organism in Eukaryota, Metazoa, Chordata, Actinopteri, Siluriformes, Siluridae. The transcript has 22 exons. The record is from RefSeq and is a predicted model, not a curated record. Gene Ontology annotation, cellular component: cytoplasm. Bases 117 to 5897 code for a protein of 1926 amino acids.
CAACAUGACACACACACACACACACACACACACACACACUGCACGAGUAAUUCUGGACUGAGGUCGAAGAGAUUGAUUUGAGCUUGUGCAAAGGGACUUUCCAGCAAGUGUACAGUAUGUGUGAAGAGCAUGUAAUGGACAAGGUGACAUCACUUAAGGACACUGAGCACAUACAAAGCAAACAGUCCUCGAGUAGCACUGUGCUGUGUGCCAACGAGUCCAAGCACUGCAAGUUAAGCCAGAUGGCUGUACCUUGUUGCCCUAUGGUGGGAGGGGCAAGGACCUCACAGCAGAUUUUGGCCAUGCAGCCCUCAGACUUGGAUAAGAAGAGAGAUGCCUUUCUGGAGCACCUUAAGCAGAAGUACCCACACCAUGCUUCAGUCAUUAUUAGCCACCAGGAGAGACUUCGAGAGCAGUGUUUGCAGGGGAUGUUGUCUUCUCUACAGUGUGAAGUUAACAUUCAGAGAUAUCUUCUAAAAAUUGAGUCACUCCAUCAAUCCACAAACCGGAGUGCCAGGGCAGGGGUGGCGUGCUCAAGUCUGGUACCAGUGUUCAGUGAUCAGCCAGACCUCAGCUUGCUGGUGUCUCUGGACAAUUUAGCGGUCAUGUCAGAGUGUGAAGUGCCUUUUGCCUUUACCCGUGGCUCCCGCUCCCGGGCCAGCCUACCUGUGGUGCGCUCUGCUAACCAGACCAAGGACCGCUCACUUGGUGUGCUGUACCUGCAGUAUGGUGAUGACACAAAGCAAAUCCGGAUGCCCAAUGAGAUCACAACAGUAGACACAGUGCAAGCGUUGUUCGUCAGUGCGUUUCCACAGCAGCUCAGCAUGAAAAUGCUCGAGUCGCCUAGCACAGCCAUUUACGUCAAAGAUGACAUCAGAAACAUGUACUAUGAACUGAUGGAUGUCAGGAGCAUCACAGAUCAGUCGUGUUUAAAGGUUUACCACAAGGACACAGCACAUGCCUUCAGCCAUGCAACACGGCCCAGCAGUGGAGACUCCAGGAUGAACAGGGAGGUGAUGUACACAAGUCGAGAUGCUCCUCUGAUGCGUCAGACAAGUAACAGUCCGUCUAUGCCCUCUAGUCCCCAUUCAAUAACGUCUUUGCCUUCACGGAUCCCUUUUGGCCCCCGCUCAUCUGGAGGAGGAGCCACCAUGCCUCGUGAGAGACCAGGCCACCCACUGGCCACACCCACACGCUCAGCUUCACCAUGCUCCAGUGCCAUCCUUGAACGGCGUGAUGUCAAGCCAGAUGAAGAUGUCUCUGCUAAAAGCAUGGGGAGGGGUGGAGAGGGAAUGUACAACGAUACCUUUCUGAUACAUCAUCAUGCUCCACUCUCAGAAACACUGGACCAAGGCUACCAUCGUGGUUCUCUCCGUGCUUAUGGUGUUCCUGCAAUGACUAUGGAGCCGACAGAGCACCACUCAGUGUUUCGUCAGAAAAGCUGGAAAACUCCACCCCCAUCACCACACAGAAUGGGUGAGAUGAGAAUAAUUGACAUCCAGGCAAGCCAGUCUCAAGGAACUCUGGGUCUUGAAAGAUCUUCACCAGUGAGACAAUCGUUGAGAAAGGAAGGGCCUACUGUUGAUAAGGGCAAGAAUGCACUGGGGUCUCCAGUAACCUCUGAUCAUGGUCAUGGUCCUUUGGCACCGCCCAGUGAACCUCCAACACAACAGAGAAUGAGAGCUAUGGAGGAGCAGAUAGCCAGUCUGAGUGGCCUUGUGCAUCAUGCAUUACUAAUGGAUUCCAGCAUUAAAAGAAGUGACAGGGAGCAUGUCAGUGAUCAAUCCAUGAAGUCGGGAUCACCUAUUUACAUCACAUCUAGAGCAGGAGGUUCUUCUCCAGUGCUUGGAACCAAAGUUACACCAGAGAGUAACUUCGUCACAACUCAUUCUAUUAGUACCAUCCCUCUCGAGGUGAACCUCCUACAUUUCAGGAAGAACGUCUCUGGAUUACGCAUUCAGUUACAACAGCUAAGACAACUCCAGUUGCAGAAUCAGGAGUGUAUGCGUGCUCAGAUUAAAAAGGUGGAGCAUGAGAUCAGUGCAAGGCUGGCUGAAGCGUUGAGACUACAAGAGGAUUCUGCACAAAGGCAACGAGCUCUGGUGGAGGAAGAGAGACACAAAUAUCUCAGCAUGGAAGAAACAGUUCUGUCUCAGUUAAGGGAUCUGGAGCAAUAUGUCAAGUCUGUGAGAAGGGACUCAAACUCAGCCACAGCUUUGAAACCAAUCACAAUGAAGGAAGUAGAAGAAGGAGCAGUGGGCCUGAGGAAGGUUGGGGAAAGUCUGGCAGUACUCAAAGGAGAGUUCCCAGCAUUGCAAGGGCGAAUGCGGGCUGUGCUCCGAGUGGAGGUGGAAGCUGUGAAGUUUCUCAAAGAGGAACCACAUAAACUGGACAGCAUGCUGAGAAGAGUCAAAUCACUCACUGAAACUCUGAGCACUUUGAGAAGGUGUGCCACAGAGGGUUUACUGAAAUCUUCUGAUGUUGUGGAUGAGACAGAGCCAACAUCUCCUGAUAAUAUCCACAGUACAGUCACUCAGCUCGAGCCUCAAAAAUUUUCUAUGAGUUCAGAGAUUGCUAACUCCCAGCCUUUGCUACCGCCCUGUACCAGCUCUUUCUCACUCACUCCGGAGUUGCCUACAAAGUCGAUCAGCAAGACAAGCCAUGUUGAGAUAUGCAGCUCAGCUCUGCCAGAACUCACAACAUCAUUGAGCAGCAGCAGUGAAGUGGCUCUUAGCACUGCUCGCUGUAAUGGAUCUUCCAUGAGUGGAGCUUCGAGCCUAUUUAUUGAGGAGAUUAUCAGUCAAAGCAAGGGCAAAAACAGAGCCCCGUCUAUUGCAGCAGCUGAAAAAGAAUGGGAAGAAAAGAGACAAAAUAUGCAUCAUUAUGAUGGGUUUGAGUUUGAAAAGAUGCUGCAGGAAGCAGAAGCCAAUAUGCUGAAAGGAACACCAAGUGUUGAUGUUGAGGAUAGCAUUAUGCCAAGCCCUGCUGCAGCCCCACCUUGUGCUACAGAGGACCGAGUGGAGCAACCCAAGCCUUCUGCACCCUCAGUAAAAGAGGACAAGCAGCCUGACAUGCCCAGUUCUCAGAAGUCUACUAAAACUGAUAAAGCUCUAAAACCCAAGCUUGAAAAGGCACCUAAAGCAGCAGCAGUGUUGAGUAAACCUGUAAAACCCAACCUGUCAGUAAAAACAAGUUCGGAUAGAGAAGCAAAGUCUCAGGACAAAACCAGCAAAACAAGUCAGAGCUCAGAGAAGGCCAACAAAUCUCCGCCUCCACCUCCCCCACGCAGGAACUACAUCAACAGCAUGGGAGUCGCCACCACCCGCUCAGGAGAGGUCGUAUACACCUGCAAGAAGGAGUCUGGAUCUGCACAGGAGGGUGAAUUUGAGACUCCAGUGCAGACACCUCAGAACAAACCAAAGGGCUCUCCAGAGGUGAUGCCCAAGCUUGGCACUCCUCUUCCUGUUACAGCUCCUGCCAUUCUGGAAGAGGAGGAUGAUGGGGAGAAGAUCAUGGCAGAACUGCAGGUUUUCCAGAAGUGUUUGGUUAAGGACAUAAAGCUCAAAGGUUUGGUAGAGCCACAGAUCAAAGAGCUAAGAUCUGGGGCCUUACUGUCCCUCAAAGAUAAGAAGCAGAGUACAGACAUCCAGGAGAAAAACGAUAUGGUCAUGGAUGAAAAUGGCAACAACACAGCACGUCAAAAUACGGGGGUCAUCUAUUACCUCACAGCACAGAUCGCCAAGGAGCCUCAAGAAGAGUCAACUGACAACAUAGCAGCAUCCCUCGCAUCUCCAUCCCAGGUGUCACAUGUCAAUACCUAUGAGAAAUCCCAAAACAAGCUGCUGUUAUCCUCAGAUGCUGCAUCCAGUAUUCCAAGCCAUGGCCUAGACAACAAUUUAAGCCUUACUAAUGACCUACCAUAUAAACUGACUUGUUCAAGUCCAGUGGAGACAGAGGAACAAGGCCCAGGCAGCCCUACACAGGGCAAAGUCCAUGUGGUUAAGGUUCCACAGGUACAACUUAGCAUAGAGGAGACAGUGGAGUCUCCAACAGCAAUUUGUACACCCAUCUUACUGGGUGGCCCUGAUCUCAUUUACACCAAGGUGCCUGAAAACCAUGGGGAGUUGUGCUCAGCAAAUCAGCAGCAGGUAAUAAGUUUUCCCAAGUCUAGGAGGAUGAAGUAUGAAGAAGUAGAAGAUGAAAAUGAGACAUUCCUCAGCCCUGACUUGCCAGGGGAAGAACCUCCUCCUCCGCCACCAGAUAAUAUUGCUUUCAUGAUUACCAACACCAAAGUGCAGGCUUUGACAACUGGAGAGUACCAAGAGCUUGUAAAUGCUAAAAGAGGAAAUGUGCAAACUGUGACUGUAGGUGCCAAACCACAGACUAAAUGUGGCUCUGACUUUUCCACUCUAACUUGUAGCAAUGGUUCUGCUGAUGCUGGAAAUAGUGAAUUCAGCAAAAAGCCUGUCAUUAUAAUUUUUGAUGAACCAAUGGAUAUACGUUCAGCCUACAAACGUCUCUCCACCAUUUUUGAGUGUGAAGAUGAGCUGGAAAGAAUGUUGGCUGAAGAAAGGAUAGAGGAAGAAAUUGAGGAAACCGAGGAUGAUGAUAAAAGAAACGGGGGUUUACAGGUCACACAUCAUGGAGAUAAGAUGAGUUUUGUGAAUGCCCAAAUUGGAUCAAACCCUGUUUUGUCUUCAUCAUUGUUAUCCGAUGAGGGGACUGUAACACCUGCUACUAGUGAGGCCAAACAGGAUGUUAAAAAGAAGUUCAAGUUUAAGUUCCCUAAAAAGCAAUUGGCAGCUUUAACACAGGCCAUCCGCACUGGUACUAAGACAGGCAAGAAAACCUUACAAGUUGUGGUGUAUGAAGAUGAUGAGGAAUCAGAUGGUACUAUUAAACAUAAAGAGACCAAGAGAUUUGAAAUUUCUUGCUCCAAACAAAAUAACCCAAAAUUAGAAGCUGUUGCCCAGGAACCACAGGGAAGGACAGAAGAAAUCCGAAAGAGCACUUACAAGACACUUGAUAGCCUUGAACAGACGAUAAAACAGCUUGAGACUACAAUCAGUGAAAUGGGGCCACGGUCUUCUGAGGACCUACAGCCCACUGAAUACUCUAAACCUCAUGGCAUCCAGGGUGCAGAGACUUUACCCAAAAUAGUUCCACAGAAACCUUUAGUCACCAAAACUUCAAACUCCAGCAAGCGCCCUAGCCUUCGGAAGAAGCCAAAACCACAGCUUCUUCCUCGGCCUGCUGUGAUCACACCAGCUCCACCUCAACAGAAUGUCAGCGUGUCCCUUCCUACUAGUCGGAUGCCAAUGCCCAUGUCUGUGAAGGCCAAGCAGCAGCCGGGCACGUCAGACAGAGAAAGGGCUGCAAAGCAAUUAAAGAUGCAAGACUCACAGAGGCAGUUUCGCCAGGCUAACGGAAGUGCUAAAAGAGCUGGAGGAGAUCCCAAAUCUACUUCUCCUACAAUACCUGUCUCUAAAAUCCCUGCUUUUUCUUCUAGUGCAGGAAAAGCUGCUUCUCAGCCUGAUGCUACUAACCCUGUUAACCACUCUGCUGUAUCCUCCUCCUCCUCCAAGUCUUCUAUCCUCAACCAUCGCUCAAUCCCCAACUCGUCCUCUCAUAUUCCCUCCAUUUCGAAUGGAUCUCUUAAGCAUGCACAGUCCACUCACAGCACUAAAAGCCUGUCCUUGUCCACACAGAACCAAAAUGGACGAUAUUCCUCCUCUUCCUCUUCUCCCUCUCCUCUGUCCCCCACCAUGUUGUCACAGGUUUCAAAGAGUAUUCGAACCAUUCACACCCCCAGCUUCACCAGUUACAGUCGGCCACACAAUGCGAGUGCUGGGAAAUCUGCAAUCCCCACAGCAUCAAGCACCAAGGAUGCCUCGUAGAAUGUUCAGCUGCUCUGUCACCAGUGGCUUUUGUCCUAAUGAGGUAGUGAUGCUCUUAAUUUGCUCAGAAACAGUAUACUUUUUAUUGUGUUUGUCUGAUUAUCUUGCAGUUCCAACUCUGUUUACCUUCAAGCAUGUUCAAAGUAGGUCGAAUAUUUUGGGGGAGAUUUUUCUUUAACACUUAUGUCUUCUCUGAUACAGAGAAGACAUAAGUGUAAAAUUAUAAUAGAAAUAUAUUAGAAAUAUAUUUCUUUCUUUCUUUCUUUUUUUUCUUUGCAUCCUUACAUUAUUCUAAAUAUUUGAAGCUUGAAUUUUCUAGUAGUCAUGGCAACAGAAUACUUAAAUUCUCAUAAGUGACUGCUUAAUAAGUGUUCAUAAAUAAAUACAAGAUAAAACUGGAUGUUCAUAUAAUAUUUUAAUGUUUUUCUUCUUACCUUGACAGAUGUUCGCCCGCAAUAGUGUUUUUUUUUUUCUUGUUUUAAGUACCGAAUGUGUACCGAAUUUUUUAUUUCAUUUUUUUAGUCAAAUUGCCAUCUGAAAUUGUUUUCUGUUCACUGCCAGUGGAUUUUAUAUGUUUUUAAACAAGUCAAUAAUAAUUGUACUUGUUUGCCAAAGUUGUUUUCUUUUUUUUUUAAUCCUUAUUCAGAAUGAAUGAAUAUACUCCAACAGAACCUACCUAAGGAAUUCUCUCGCUUUACUGUAAGGCUGUGGCUUUAUAGAUAAUAAAUGUGCUUUAAUCAAUAGUUUGCUCCCACUGUAUAUACUUUUCCUCAGAUUUAGCUGAGUUUUGGUUGCAUACUACACCAAAUAUUUUAUUUUUGUCUUUGUGAAUCUUUAGAGAAUGCAUGCAGGAGCUGUGUAAGAGGAUAACCAUGAAUGCACACAUUUUGUAAAUAUGUAUUUAAAAAAAAAAAAAAAUGUUUACGUUUGUGUAAAACUUAACGAGACUGGCAAAGGCUAUGUAUGAAAACAUUAAAACAUCUGCAUGUU